AUGUUCUCCCAACGCCCUUCAUUCCGCUACCUGGCUAUCGGCGCAGUGGUGUCUCUGUUUGUCCUUGCAUUCCUUGUCCUCGGCACAGGUGCACCCUCGCUCUCAUCACAAUUUAAUCUAAAGACACAAUCACGACAGCAAUACUGUGCACCUACCGUGAACUCUUCCGCUGGCUGGGAGUUUGUUGUUGAGCGCGAUGGAAACAACCACGGUCUCUCUGAGGACCAGUGCCGCAUUGCUUUCCCAAAGCUAUUUGUUGAGAUUGACAAGUCAUCUAAACCGAGAGAAGAUAAGCUUGUUUCCUAUAAGGAGCUCAAUUUCAGGACAGUGGACGAUGGCAUGGUGCGGGGAAUUAUUGACCGAGGAGAGUUAUAUAUUGUCGACUACGCCCCCAUGCCCGUUACAGCAUCUCGAGCACGCGCCACAUUAAACUCCCUCCACCGCGCCCUGACAGCAUUCCCAGACCGCCACCUCCUACCCAGCGUCGAGUUCAUCUUCACCACAGAAGACUUCGCAGAAGACACAACCGCCGCCAGCCCCAUCUGGGCCUACUCAAAACGUGACUCAGACACCUCAGUCUGGCUAAUGCCCGACUUCGGUUACUGGGCCUGGCCAGAGGUGCAGAUCGGGCCGUACCAUGAAGUGCGCCGUCGCAUUGCCGCAAUCGACGACGGCCAGACUGCCGCAGAUGGCACAUACAUUCCGGGCCUGCAGUUCCAGGAGAAGAAAAAGCAGCUCGUAUGGCGCGGCAGUCUGGCGACGAACCCGCCCGUCCGGAGCAAACUCCUCAAGUCUGCGCUGGGUCGUAGCUGGGCUAGUGUGCGUGUCAUUGACUGGGAUGACCAAAAUGAUAUCCGCUUCAAUCUUCUCCCCAUUGAAGACCACUGCCGGUACAUGUUCCUCGCGCAUACAGAGGGCCGGAGCUUCUCUGGCCGUGGGAAGUAUCUUCUGAACUGCCGUUCUGUGGUCAUCUCGCAUGCGCUUGAAUGGCGCGAGGCUCAUCAUGCGGCGCUGGUGUCAACUGGCCCGGAUGCAAAUUAUAUUGAGGUUGACCGGGAUUGGUCUGAUCUAUCGCCCAAGAUCGAUUAUCUCAUUGAUAACCCUGCGAUUGCGGAGCGUAUCGCUAAUAAUGCGGUGCGCACUUUCCGUGAUCGGUACCUUACUCCUGCUGCUGAGUCGUGCUACUGGCGUCAGUUGAUCCGGCAGUACUCUGCAGCUUGUGAUUUCGAGCCGGUCUUGUUUUCGACUGGCCGGGAUGGGAAGACUCAGCCCCGGGGUGUUCCGUAUGACACUUGGCUUCUUAUGCAUUGA
Penicillium psychrosexuale is the source of this 1311-nucleotide messenger RNA. RefSeq lists its product as uncharacterized. NCBI's taxonomy places the organism in Eukaryota, Fungi, Ascomycota, Eurotiomycetes, Eurotiales, Aspergillaceae. The transcript has 2 exons. The coding region runs from base 1 to 1311 and encodes 436 amino acids. The record is from RefSeq and is a predicted model, not a curated record.